Messenger RNA from Aspergillus glaucus CBS 516.65, 1916 nucleotides. RefSeq lists its product as uncharacterized. The record is from RefSeq and is a predicted model, not a curated record. Bases 5 to 1711 code for a protein of 568 amino acids. Gene Ontology annotation, molecular function: FAD binding. Lineage: Eukaryota; Fungi; Ascomycota; Eurotiomycetes; Eurotiales; Aspergillaceae. The transcript is spliced from 5 exons.
ACCAAUGCCAAUCGACCUGCUAAUUGUCGGUGCCGGUCCAGCAGGUCUUCUGGCGGCCUGCUGGGCCUCCCAGUACCCGGUAUCAACGCGCAUUAUCGACAAGCAUCCAUCACGAAAACCGACCGGUCAUGCAGACGGAAUUCAUAGUCGGACACUGGAAAUCCUCGAUAGCUUCGGGAUCGUAGAUCGGAUCAUGCGAUUGGGUGCCCAGGAGAUUGAGAUGUGUUACUGGGGUCGCGAUGAGAAACAUGGGAAGCUUCAGCGGGAGAAAAGACUGCGAAGCCAGCCUGAGGAAUUGUCACGGUUCAGCCAACGACUUCUCAACCAGGGGAUUAUGGAGGAGGUGAUGAUUGACUAUUUGCGCGAAAAGGGAGUGCAGGUCGAAUGGAACACGGCGGCUGAAUCGUUGGAAAUCAAUCAUGAUGACUUGCCUGUCGUCCGUGUUAGUCGUGGUCAAGGUGAGAAGGACACAAUAAAAGCACAAUACGUGAUCGGCUGCGACGGAGUACACAGCUGGACGAGACACCAACUUCAGAUCCCAAUGGAUGCACUGUCUGCGCCCUCUGAAGAGUCUACCUGGGGUGUGAUGGACAUCGUCCCAAUCAGUGAUUUCCCCGAUAUCCGCCAAUCCUCCGCCAUCCACGCUUGCUCGAGAAGCGGAAUUAUGCAGCUGCCGCGUGAGAACCGUCUGAUCCGGUUAUACAUCCAGCUCAAGAGCGACGACGAGUUGGCACAACAAGCGAUACAAAACGCACACGACGAGACAACGCCAAAGCGGCUAUUGCAAAUCGCUCAGCGGACAUACGAACCAUAUAAAAUGGACUUUAAGCGCUGCGACUGGUGGUCGUUGUAUCAUAUAGGACAACGACUAGUUCCGGAGUAUAGAAUUCGCAAUCGGAUCUUCCUUGCCGGCGACGCAGCCCACACACAUUCCCCCAAAGGAGGACAAGGCAUGAACGUGUCCAUGCAAGACACGCACAACCUGGUCUGGAAACUUGCCUCUGUUAUUCUAGGCCAAGUGGAUCCAUCCAUUCUCGAGACGUACAACUAUGAACGGCGCCCUGUAGCUCAGGAGCUCAUGCGCAUGGACUCAGACCUCGUGCAUGCUUACGAGCAGCAACCCGGGACGGGCGGACAUACCAGCAGUGUGGAUGAGAUUCGAGAACGGUACACGGGGUUCAUGACGGGGGUGCAGGUGAAAUAUCCGUCGAACAUUCUUGUUACAACCAGAAAAGACAGCAUGGCGAGGAAUCUUGGGGUGGGAAUGAGAUUGCCGUCGUUUCGAGUCGUUUACCAGGCGUCUGCGUCUCUACUGCAUCUUGCAGAGAGACUUGUCAGUAAUGGUUACUGGAGGAUACUUGUAUUCUCUGGGGAUCUUCACAGGGACCAAAACCGACGUUGCCUCGACUCUUUUGCAGAAGACUUCAAACCACGUCUGGAGACCAUGCGUAUACCUAUCGAAAUGCUGUUGGUUCAUUCUAGUCCUCGAACGGAUAUAUCUAUUCUGGAUCUCCCUGAUAUCUUCCACCCGUUCGAUGAGAGCUUCGGAUGGGAUUAUUCCAGAGUAUUUGCGGAUGUGGAUGCAUAUGAAGGAUACAGAGUCGAAGAUGGGUGCGUCGCGGUUUGUCGGCCGGACCAGCAUGUCGGCUGGAUUGGAUCCGAUGUCGCUAGUCUGGAGGAAUAUUUCUCUUUUGUAAAUUCUUGUGCAUAAAACCUGACUAUAGAUACCAUUCAGGUGGAUUGGUCCAUCAAAUCUUCGGCUGUCAGUGCUGGCAUCUGCUCAAAGCUCGGUAAACAUCGGGAUUUUGAAGCUGGAAAUCCACCACCAAUCAUCCAAGCGCCUUGAAAGAGAAAAAAGGGAUAUUUCCGGGUGCCUAGCAUCGAUAUACAAUGAAUAAAAAAAAAAAUACUACUGC